Messenger RNA from Daldinia decipiens, 1851 nucleotides. Its product is annotated as transcription factor Opi1-domain-containing protein. Bases 1 to 1851 code for a protein of 616 amino acids. The transcript has 2 exons. Gene Ontology annotation, cellular component: endoplasmic reticulum; nucleus. Gene Ontology annotation, molecular function: transcription corepressor activity. Lineage: Eukaryota; Fungi; Ascomycota; Sordariomycetes; Xylariales; Hypoxylaceae. The record is from RefSeq and is a predicted model, not a curated record. Gene Ontology annotation, biological process: endoplasmic reticulum unfolded protein response; phospholipid biosynthetic process; regulation of transcription by RNA polymerase II.
AUGGAACAGCAAAAUCACAUGUCCCUUCCGCCGCCGUCGCAUCACGAUCAAAAGCAUGGACUUCAACACUCUAUACCUCAACACGCAUCACCGCCGCUAGACCCGACGGUCGGAUUAUUCGCUCCGUUCGAUCGGACUUUUAAACUUCCACUAUAUCCUCCACCGUCUUACGCACAGUCCCACGACCUUGUCGGCUUAAGGUUUCCCGAUCCCCCCAAGACUGAACUCGCUCCCAUCAAAUCGAUAAGUCCGCCGAGCAGCGACGAGAAAGAACCUGACGGCAACAAUCAUCUCCCAUCACUAUCAACUCUAACAACUUCAUCCGCCCCCUUGUAUACUCCACCCCAACCUUCAGAGCCGGCAUACUCUCCUCCGCCGCCGCCUCUCACUCAUUGGCCGAGUUUAAAUCCCUUAACAGCAUAUUAUAACCCAAGCCACGCGCAGAAUGCCGACUCGCCUAUGCGGAUGGAUGUAGACGCAAGCAGCAGCAGUGGCGUAAGCGCCCCGUCGCCAGAUCGCUUCCAAGAAGGAAGAGCCAGUAGCGUUAGUUUAGACGAUCCAGACGUACGCAUGGCAGCCGAAGCCCUAGGUGAUCUAAGAGCAGAUUUCGUGUCUUCCCCGCCGAACAACCACAUCCCGGUACCUGGUUCGCCACGCUCUCAAACGAACGGUAUCCAUCCGGAGCCGCUCAUCUCGCUACUAACUACAUCGCAUCCCUUACUUGCCACAACUAUCGAGGGUGCCACUUCCGCUUACGUCAACUCUAAGAACUACUCACCGAGGUUCAAGUCGAGCGCCGAGUAUGUCGAGGGUUACGUGAUUCCUAUCGCCAAUACCGUGGGAUCGGUCGGUCGCGUAACCGGCGUAGAAGGUGGCGUUCGAUGGUUCCUAAGCGGUGGAAGAAGGCACAAGUCGCAAGGUUCCGAUCUCGAAGCUGCAGAUUUCGGUUCUAACAAACGCCGGAGAGUCGACGGGUCCGGUACCUUCAAGGAACCUACCCCGGAGCCCAUAUCUGGUACGCAAACACCGAGGGCAUCCUUCGACAACUCGCGCGAUCGUCGGCUCUCGGUCGCAAGCACCGUAGACACCUUACCGGCGUACGAUGAUCUUCGAUCUCCACCAUAUGCCGAGCAGUUUGCGCCGUCCGAAUCACGCCCGAACAGCGCAGCAUGGCAAUCUCGUCUUAUCAUGUCCACAUCCGGACUGAGCAUCGCUAUGAGCGAGGAAAGCUUGCGUAGCCUCAAGUACUGUCUAAGCUGGCUUCGCUGGGCUAACGUGCGCAUCGGAAACGUCAUCAAUUCUCUGAAGUCUACCAUGGAGAAGUUCGAAAGGGCCGAAAGACAAUCGGAUGGUGACCAUCCCAUGAACGGUACAUCCAAUGGCGAAGUCGCCGACAGGAACCAGUUCGCAGCGAAGAUUGCAGACCUCAGGAUGGACCUGCUCAAGACCCUUCAAGAUGUCAUCAACACGGUCAGCAGGUACGCCGGCGGUGCGCUACCGGAGAAUGCGCGAGAGCUUGUUCGACGACACCUAACGAGCCUGCCUCAAAGAUUCCGAGUUGCAAGCAUGGUCGGUGAUGGCCAGCAAGAUGUUCGUCGCCCCGAGGUUGAUGGAGAAGAGGGACGAGAAGCGCAAGAGAAAGAGACGCGAGAAAGUGCCCAGCGGGUACUAGUUCUCGCCAAGGAGGGACUCGACAUGAUGUCCCAAGUAUCGGGGGUUCUGGACGGAACCAUCGUCAGCGCCGAGGAAUGGUGCGAUAGGUUAGGUAGGAGGAAGCGAGAGCAGCGAGAGACUCUGCUCGGAGCUCCUCACAUACCGCAGACGCCUUUGGACGAGGUAAAGAUUGGGUAA